Molecule: messenger RNA, 1728 nt
Organism: Colletotrichum higginsianum IMI 349063
Lineage: Eukaryota; Fungi; Ascomycota; Sordariomycetes; Glomerellales; Glomerellaceae
Product: ELP3 family histone acetyltransferase
Exons: 2
Coding region: 1-1728 (575 amino acids)
Biological process (GO): tRNA wobble base 5-methoxycarbonylmethyl-2-thiouridinylation
Cellular component (GO): elongator holoenzyme complex; cytoplasm; nucleus
Molecular function (GO): iron-sulfur cluster binding; acyltransferase activity, transferring groups other than amino-acyl groups
Source: RefSeq, a predicted model, not a curated record
AUGGCCACCACAACCGCUACCGUCACCAAGGCGCGGUCCAAGAACGACAAUUUGCCGCCCGAGAACGAGCGCUUCCUGCGAUGCUGCGCGGAUAUCUCGAAUGCCCUGAUCGAAGACCACGAGGCCGUCAGAGACCCCAAGAACCCGCACAAGGACCUGAACCUCAACACCCUGCGUAACAAGUUUGCGAGGAAGCACAAGCUUGCCAACAUCCCGCCGCUGACUGCGAUUAUCGCGGCCAUCCCCGAGCACUACAAGAAGUACAUCUUGCCGAAGCUCAUUGCGAAGCCGAUUCGAACAUCGUCGGGAAUCGCAGUGGUGGCUGUCAUGUGCAAACCCCACCGAUGCCCGCACAUCGCUUACACGGGCAACAUCUGCGUCUACUGUCCCGGCGGACCCGACUCCGACUUCGAGUACAGCACACAAUCCUACACUGGAUAUGAACCCACGUCGAUGCGAGCAAUCCGGGCACGGUACGAUCCAUUCGAGCAGGCCCGCGGCCGUGUCGACCAGCUCAAGUCCCUCGGCCACUCCGUUGACAAAGUCGAAUACAUCAUCAUGGGUGGCACUUUCAUGUCCCUGCCGGUACCAUACAGGGAGGACUUUAUCGCCCAACUACACAAUGCGCUCAGCGGUUAUCAGACGUCCAACGUCGACGAGGCUGUUGAGGCGAGUGAAAUGAGCAACAUCAAGUGCGUCGGUAUCACCAUCGAAACUAGACCGGACUACUGUUGGCAGCCCCAUCUGACGGAUAUGCUGCGGUACGGCUGCACGAGACUGGAAAUUGGAGUGCAGUCACUCUACGAGGACGUUGCGAGGGACACGAACCGCGGACACACCGUCGCUGCCGUCGCCGAGACGUUCUGCUUGGCAAAGGAUGCCGGCUUCAAGGUCGUUAGCCACAUGAUGCCUGACCUGCCCAACGUGGGUAUGGAGAGAGAUUUGGACCAGUUCCGAGAGUAUUUCGAAAACCCUGCGUUCCGUACCGAUGGUUUAAAGAUCUACCCUACGCUUGUCAUUAGAGGCACCGGCCUGUACGAGCUAUGGCGGACGGGCCGUUACCAGAACUACACACCCAACGGUCUGAUUGACCUUGUCGCGAGGAUCUUGGCACUGAUUCCGCCAUGGACCCGUAUCUACCGUGUUCAGAGAGAUAUCCCCAUGCCCCUAGUCACGUCUGGCGUGGAGAACGGCAACUUGCGAGAGCUAGCGUUGGCGAGAAUGAAAGACUUUGGCACGACGUGCCGAGAUGUGCGGACACGCGAGGUGGGUGUGAACGAGGUCAAGAAUAAGAUUAGGCCCAACCAGAUCGAGCUCGUCAGACGAGACUACACGGCGAACGGCGGAUGGGAGACGUUCCUGGCGUAUGAGGACCCAAAGCAGGACAUUCUCGUUGCGCUGCUCCGCCUGCGCAAGUGCACCGAGAAGUACACGUACCGCGAGGAGCUCGUCGGACAGCCGACCAGUCUGGUGAGAGAGCUGCACGUGUAUGGCACGGCGGUGCCGGUGCAUGCGCGAGAUCCGAAGAAGUUCCAGCAUCAAGGCUUCGGCACCCUACUCAUGGAGGAGGCGGAGAGGAUCGCAAGGGACGAGCAUGGCAGUGAGAAGAUUAGUGUCAUUUCUGGUGUCGGCGUGAGGAGCUACUACGCCAAGCUCGGAUACUGGCUCGACGGGCCAUACAUGAGCAAGUGGCUCGAUGGCCGGCCCGGACCCGACGAGGCUACCUGA